ACCGCAACCAUGGGCUACACGACCGUCGACCCCAACGAGACCGUGGAGAUCCGCAUGGGCGCGUCGGGCCCCGCGGCGCGGCCGCCGACGACCGUCGUGGAAAUCUUCAAGAAGACCGUGAAGGAGUGCGGGUCCAAGGUGAGCAUGCGCUGCGAGCGCGACGGCGCGUGGAAGGAGUGGACCUGGGACGGCUACCACGCGGACGUCAUGAAGGUCGCCAAGGCGCUGCUGGCCCUGGGCGUCAAGGAGCGCGACGCCGUCGCCAUCAUCGGCUUCAACUCGCCCGAGUGGGUCUUCACGUGGAUCGGCGCGGUGCUCAUCGGCGCCAUGGGCACGGGCAUCUACGCGACGAACGGGCCCGACGGCGUCGCCUACGUCGUCGAGCACAGCAAGGCCAAGGUCGUCGUCGCCGAGGGCGCCAAGCAGCUCGCCAAGUUCCGCGAGGUCGACGCGGCGCGCCUCGCGUCCGUGCUCGCGUUCGUCGCGUACCUGCCCGAGGAGGCGACGCCGGCGCCCAUCGGGAGCGCCCAGGGCAUGAACUGGGCCGGCUUCCUCGCCUCGGGCGCCGGCGUGUCCGACGACGACGUCGAGGCGAAGGCGGGCGCGGUCGUCGCGGGCCAGUGCUGCUCGCUCAUCUCAGGGCAGCAAAAGGGUGAUUCAACGCUCAUCUACACUUCCGGCACGACGGGCAACCCCAAGGCCGUCAUGAUCAGCCACGACUCGCUGACCUGGACGGCCCACGUGGGCUUCAUCGACGUCUUCAAGUGCACGUCGGAGGAGCACGUGCUCUCCUACCUGCCCCUGAGCCACAUCGCGGGGCAGAUGAUGGACGUCGUCGCGCCGAUACUGACGGGCUGCACGCUCCACUUCGCGCGGCCCGACGCGCUCAAGGGGUCCCUCAAGGACACGCUCGGCGAGGUGCGGCCCACGGUCUUCUUCGGCGUGCCCCGCGUCUGGGAGAAGUUCGGCGAGGCCAUGAAGGCCAAGGCCGCGACGCCCGGGUCGAUGAAGGACAAGGUCGCGACGUUCGCCAAGGGCUGCGGCGCGGCCAAGUACGCCGCCGCGGAGCAGGGCGACCCGGACCCGAACAACUGCAUGGCGAACCUCGUCGCCGGCUCCAUCUUCGGCAAGAUCAAGGGCGCGCUGGGCCUCGACCGGUGCCGCCUCUUCGCGACGGGCGCGGCGCCGAUCACGACGGACCUCCUCAAGUACUUCGGGUCCCUGGACAUCAACAUCCUCGAGCUCUUCGGCAUGUCCGAGGUCACGGGCCCGACGAACAUGUCCACCGCGGACAACUUCCGCGUCGGCAAGUGCGGCCUCCAGAUCCCGGGCACGGAGACCGCGUGCGCGAAAGACACGUCCGAGGUCAUCUUCCGCGGCCGCCACGUCAUGAUGGGCUACAUGUACAACCAGGAGGCCACGGACAAGACCAUCGACGCCGACGGCUGGCUCCACAGCGGCGACGUCGGCUCCAUCGACGAGGACGGCUACCUCAAGAUCACGGGCCGCAUCAAGGAGAUCCUCAUCACCGCCGCGGGCGAGAACGUCGCGCCCGUGCUCAUCGAGGACGAGAUCAAGCGCCAGCUCGACUGCGUCGCCAACGCCAUGGUCGUCGGCGACCAGAAGAAGUUCCUCACGGUGCUGCUCACGCUCAAGACGAAGCCCGACGCGGACGGCCUCCCGCUCGGCACCGAGCUCGCCAAGGACGCGGCGCUCUGCGGCUGCGCGACCAUCGCCGACGCCGCCGCGUCCGCGGACUACAAGAAGAUGAUCGAGGACGGCCUCAAAAAGGCCAACGCCAACGCCAUCUCCCGCGCGCAGAACGUCCAGAAGUUCGCGAUCCUCCCCGUGGACUUCACGCAGGAGGGCAACGAGCUCACGCCGACGAUGAAGCUCAAGAGGAAGGUCGUCCUCGAGAAGUACGCCGACGUCGUCGCCGGCCUCUACUGAGCGCCCCCGCAGGAGCCGAGUUCCAUCCGGCCAGCUCCCCUCCCCCGCCGCUCGCGCGGAGCCCCAUCGGUAACGCGGCGACGCGCCUCCCGCCCU
This is a messenger RNA of Aureococcus anophagefferens, 2046 nucleotides long. RefSeq lists its product as hypothetical. The transcript has 2 exons. Bases 10 to 1950 code for a protein of 646 amino acids. Gene Ontology annotation, molecular function: long-chain fatty acid-CoA ligase activity. Lineage: Eukaryota; Pelagophyceae; Pelagomonadales; Pelagomonadaceae. Gene Ontology annotation, cellular component: endoplasmic reticulum; membrane. The record is from RefSeq and is a predicted model, not a curated record.